AUGAUGGCGUUUUACACCGGCCUGUCCCGGGUGUCAGACCACAAGCAUCACCCCACCGAUGUGCUGGCUGGCUUUGCACAGGGAGCCCUGGUGGCUUACUGUGUGGUGUUCUACGUCUCAGAUCUCUUCAAGCCCAAGAUAAAGACUUGCCUGCCUCCACCACCCAUCCGGAAGGAGAUCCUUUCACCUGUGGACAUCAUUGAGCGAAAUAACCAUCACAAUAUGGUGUAGACCUUCAAGAAAUCAGAUGGAUGUUGUAUUUUAUUUUAACUUUUUUUUUUUUUUUGCAAAAAAUGACUGCUGACAGCAACUACCUGCUGCUCUCAAAUCUCAUCAGACAGUAGAAUGUAGGGAGAGACUUUCUUGCCUGACCAGUAAAGUCUUGCUCUGUGGUCUUUUCAACUUGUGACAUUUGGAUGACAGGGGUGGUGGUCAACUAAGUCAAAAGUGACAGUGGGAAAGAAGGAAAGAAAGAACAAAACCGCAAUAGACAAAAGCCGAACAAACAAAGAGAGGUGCCGGAGUUCUGGAUGUGCAAUUGGUUUGAGUGUUCAUGUUGUAGUGAACGCCAAAUUGUUCAUAGCCUAAUGAACACUAAGGGAUUUUUGGAAAGCUGGCCAUCUUUAGAUAUUUUUUUUUUUUACUACGAAGAUUUUCCAAUGCCUGCGAGAAAAAAAAACCCAAACAACUCAUGACUAAAUGGUAUAGCACUAUAUACGAGAAACAGCACUGAGUCAAGAUCUGGGGUUGGUUUGUAAGAGUUGCUUUUUUUUUCUCUUUUUGAUAGUAGUUUAUUUUUUGCCUCCUCUAUUCCAUACUGUGACUUAGUUUAGAAGAAGCUUGCCUAGUCCAAGGUCUCUGAAGGGUCUCUGGUCACACUACACACCUUUA
Mesitornis unicolor (brown roatelo) is the source of this 891-nucleotide messenger RNA. Its product is annotated as lipid phosphate phosphohydrolase 3-like. The record is from RefSeq and is a predicted model, not a curated record. NCBI's taxonomy places the organism in Eukaryota, Metazoa, Chordata, Aves, Mesitornithiformes, Mesitornithidae. Gene Ontology annotation, biological process: canonical Wnt signaling pathway; phospholipid metabolic process; phospholipid dephosphorylation. The coding region runs from base 1 to 231 and encodes 76 amino acids. The transcript has 2 exons. Gene Ontology annotation, molecular function: phosphatidate phosphatase activity.